Phacochoerus africanus (Common warthog) is the source of this 3928-nucleotide messenger RNA. It is a transcript of the gene DPP9, whose product is annotated as dipeptidyl peptidase 9. NCBI's taxonomy places the organism in Eukaryota, Metazoa, Chordata, Mammalia, Artiodactyla, Suidae. The record is from RefSeq and is a predicted model, not a curated record. The transcript has 22 exons. Gene Ontology annotation, molecular function: dipeptidyl-peptidase activity; serine-type peptidase activity. The coding region runs from base 253 to 2937 and encodes 894 amino acids. Gene Ontology annotation, biological process: proteolysis.
GGGGCCUGAGCUGCCGGGUACCCCAGUGUCCGCCGCCUCUGCUGUCCCCCGCACCCGCCACUUCCGGGGCCGCAGUCCCGGGCAUGGAGCCCCGAGCUUGAGGUGCCGCUGGCCCCGGGACACCUUGCCCAGCCCGGCCGCCGCCCUGCACCGGCCCCGAGCCCUGGUCUGUGUCACAUCUGCAGCCGGAAUGGAGGCUUUCUGGACCCUUUAGAAGCAGGCUCACCCACCCAGAGGUCAGCCGAGUGGUUAAUGCGGAAGGUUAAGAAACUGCGGCUGGACAACGCGAACACAGGACGUUGGAGAAGCUUCUCGUUGAAUUCCGAGGGGGCAGAGAGGAUGGCCACCGGGGCGCCCACGUCCGACCGGGGCGAUCGGGGUGACGCGGUUGAGAUGGAGGACCCAGCCUCCCGAUUUCAGGUGCAGAAGCACUCAUGGGAUGAGCUCCGGAACAUCAUCCACGGCAGCCGCAAGAACUCAGGUCUGAUCGUCAACAAGGCUCCACACGACUUCCAGUUUGUGCAGAAGACUGACGAGUCAGGCCCCCACUCCCACCGCCUCUACUACCUGGGCAUGCCAUAUGGCAGCCGAGAGAACUCCCUCCUCUACUCCGAGAUCCCCAGGAAGGUCCGCAAGGAGGCGCUGCUGCUCCUGUCCUGGAAGCAGAUGCUGGAUCACUUCCAGGCCACGCCCCACCACGGGGUCUACUCCCGGGAAGAGGAGCUCCUGCGGGAGCGGAAGCGCCUGGGCGUCUUCGGCAUCACCUCCUACGACUUCCACAGCGAGAGCGGCCUCUUCCUCUUCCAGGCCAGCAACAGCCUCUUCCACUGUCGGGAUGGCGGCAAGAACGGCUUCAUGGUGUCCCCCAUGAAGCCCCUGGAAAUCAAGACCCAGUGUUCUGGGCCCCGGAUGGACCCCAAGAUCUGCCCCGCCGACCCCGCCUUCUUCUCCUUCAUCAACAACAGUGACCUGUGGGUGGCCAACAUUGAGACGGGCGAGGAGCAGCGGCUGACCUUCUGUCACAGAGGCUUGUCUAGUGUCCUUGAUGACCCCAAAUCUGCGGGUGUAGCCACCUUUGUCAUCCAGGAAGAAUUUGACCGCUUCACUGGCUACUGGUGGUGUCCCACAGCCUCCUGGGAAGGUUCAGACGGCUGCAAGACGCUGCGAAUCCUGUAUGAGGAGGUCGACGAGUCUGAGGUGGAGAUCAUUCACGUGCCCUCUCCUGCGCUAGAGGAGAGGAAGACGGACUCCUACCGAUACCCCAGGACAGGCAGCAAGAAUCCCAAGAUCGCCUUGAAACUGGCCGAGUUUCAGACUGACAGUCAGGGCAAGAUCGUGUCGACGCAAGAAAAGGAGCUGGUGCAGCCCUUCAGGACGCUCUUCCCGAAGGUGGAGUACAUCGCCAGGGCCGGCUGGACCCGGGAUGGCAAGUAUGCCUGGGCCAUGUUCCUGGACCGGCCCCAGCAGCGGCUCCAGCUUGUCCUCCUGCCCCCAGCCCUGUUCAUCCCCACCACCGAGAGUGAGGAGCAGCGGGCAGCCCUCGCCAGAGCCGUGCCCAGGAACGUCCAGCCGUAUGUCGUGUAUGAGGAGGUCACCGACGUGUGGAUCAACGUUCACGACAUCUUCUAUCCCUUCCCCCAACCAGAGGGAGAGGACGAGCUCUGCUUCAUCCGCGCCAACGAGUGCAAGACCGGCUUCUGCCACCUGUACAAAGUCACUGCUGUUUUGAAGCCCCACGGCUACGACUGGACCCAGCCCUUCAACCCUGGGGAAGAUGAAUUUAAAUGCUCUAUCAAGGAGGAGAUCGCACUGACCAGUGGUGAAUGGGAGGUCUUGGCAAGGCACGGCUCCAAGAUCUGGGUCAAUGAGGAGACGAAGCUGGUGUACUUUCAAGGCACGAAGGACACGCCCCUGGAGCACCACCUCUACGUCGUCAGCUAUGAGAUGGCCGGCGAGAUCGUGCGCCUCACCACGCCCGGCUUCUCACACAGCUGCUCCAUGAGCCAGAACUUCGACAUGUUCAUCAGCCACUACAGCAGUGUGAGCACGCCGCCCUGUGUGCACGUCUACAAGCUGAGUGGCCCCGACGACGACCCCCUGCACAAGCAGCCGCGCUUCUGGGCCAGCAUGAUGGAGGCGGCCAGCUGCCCCCCGGAUUACGUGCCUCCAGAAAUCUUCCACUUCCACACGCGGUCAGACGUGCGGCUCUAUGGCAUGAUCUACAAGCCGCACGCCGUGCAGCCAGGGAAGAAGCACCCCACCGUCCUCUUCGUGUAUGGAGGCCCGCAGGUGCAGCUGGUGAAUAACUCCUUCAAAGGAAUCAAGUAUUUGCGGCUCAACACCCUGGCGUCUCUGGGCUACGCUGUAGUCGUGAUCGAUGGCCGGGGCUCCUGUCAGCGAGGGCUUCGAUUUGAAGGGGCCCUGAAAAACCAAAUGGGCCAGGUGGAGAUCGAGGACCAGGUAGAGGGCUUGCAGUUUGUCGCUGAGAAGUACGGCUUCAUUGACCUCAGCCGGGUCGCCAUCCAUGGCUGGUCCUACGGAGGCUUCCUCUCACUCAUGGGGCUGAUCCACAAGCCCCAAGUGUUCAAGGUGGCCAUCGCAGGCGCCCCGGUCACAGUCUGGAUGGCCUAUGACACAGGGUACACGGAACGCUACAUGGAUGUCCCAGAGAACAACCAGCUUGGCUAUGAGGCGGGUUCUGUGGCCCUGCAUGUGGAAAAGCUGCCCAAUGAGCCCAACCGCCUCCUCAUCCUGCACGGCUUCCUGGAUGAGAACGUGCACUUUUUCCACACAAACUUCCUCGUCUCCCAACUCAUCCGAGCAGGAAAGCCUUACCAGCUCCAGAUCUACCCCAACGAGAGACACAGUAUCCGCUGCCCGGAGUCCGGCGAGCACUAUGAAGUCACACUGCUGCACUUUCUACAGGAAUACCUCUGAGCCCCGAGGGCCGGCAUGUGCGGGGGCCCGCACAGUCAGAGCACAAGUGGCUUCCCUGCCGCCAUCGUGGGGAGGGGUGGGGGGACGACGAAGCGGGAGAGACUGAGUUGCCCCGCAGAUCCCGAGCACCGCCUCCUCCCACGCCCCCACUGGACCAUCCACCCCGGAGCUGCCGCCUUCGCCCCAACGCCUUUUUUUUCUUUUCUUUUCUUUCUUUUUUUUUUUCUUAAUGCUCCUGGGGGUUUUUUGCCUGCUGCUUCUUGGUUGCCAGGAUGGAGAGAUAAGGCUGACAUCCUCAAGGCACUUCCUCAACCCAUCCCUCUGCUCCCCAUGGUCCAGGAGCUAGAGCCUAAGCUCCACGGGGAGCUGGAAGCCAGAAGAGACUUGGAGAAAUCGGGCCUUAGCCCAGGGGCCACCGGCACAGAAGCAUGCCAUUGCCUUUUCUCCCCCACCUGCCCACUUCAUACUUGUGUUCUGUUUGGGGGCAGUUUUUCUUAAUUAUUUAAAAGAUAGGAAGCAAGGGGUGCCUAAAUCUAGAAUCAGGGUCCGCUGCUGGGCCACGGGGGUUCAAUCCAGCCAGCAGUGGGGGGGGGGGUGUCCCUAGCAGGCCGUGAGCAACUUGGGAGUCUGACUGGCAGCCCUCUGGCCUGCCUUUCCCCCAGCUUUCAGGCAGGCUCUGAAAUGCGCCCCGCCCCGUUCUCUGCUGGUCAGCGGCUGCUGCCCCCUCCCCAGCCCAGCCAUCCGGCCACACAUUUCUACUUGGCCGGCACAGACCGGGGCUCCGGGGUUGGGAGUGGAACCCUCCCCGCCUCAGGGUUCUCCUUACUCCUUUUUCCUGCCCCACCAAGAGUUCUGCCAGGGGCAGGUUUGACAAAAAAAAACCCUACCACCUCUACAUAUUAUGGAAAGAAAAUAUUUUUGUCGAUUCUUAUUCUUUUAUAAUUAUGCGUGUAAGAAGUAGACUUAUUAAACGACUCCAGAUGGAAGUGUU